Messenger RNA from Eremothecium gossypii ATCC 10895, 1644 nucleotides. It is a transcript of the gene GEP3, whose product is annotated as Gep3p. The record is from RefSeq and is marked provisional. Lineage: Eukaryota; Fungi; Ascomycota; Saccharomycetes; Saccharomycetales; Saccharomycetaceae. Gene Ontology annotation, molecular function: GTP binding. Gene Ontology annotation, cellular component: mitochondrion. Bases 1 to 1644 code for a protein of 547 amino acids. The transcript has a single exon.
AUGUUAAGACGAUCGUUAAGUGUCGUAUUUGGUCGUAGGACCAUUGCCUGCAAGUCUUGCGGGAUUGAACUACAAAACAAGAUCAAAGAUGGGCCGGGGUAUUUCGUCACUCCGCAGAAGGCAAUUCGACCAGCCGCAAAGCAGCUCGAGCUGGCAAAGCAGCUGUUAUAUGGGGAGCGUCUAAGAAUAGAGAAGCAGCUGACAGGGCCCGAUCGUAACACUCUGGAGAAGUGGAAAGAGCUAGUCCCUCCGAGCUGUAAACGAUGCAUGGAUGCGCUUCAUCACAACCGGUACGACACCGCCGAGUUUCCGGAGCACACGCUCGAGGAUGUGGGAAAAGGGGUUCCGCGCGAUGCAGUGGUAUACCAUAUUGCGCCACUGUGGCAAUUUCCGAUGGGACUGGAUCGGCGCGUGCUGCAGAGCUCAAAGAAGGUUUGUGUGCUAUUCUCGAAGAUCGAUAUGGUGGUGCAGAGACCGUCGCACAUGCCGCAGGACGUAGGUGCAUUUUUUCAGAGCUUGCUUUAUCAUGACCUGCAUGUCAAGAUCACGAACUUCCGCUUCUUUUCUGCGCUGAAGCAAUGGAACAUCCAGACGGUGCGGAACGCUCUGAGUAAAGAAAGUUACUUACUUGGCGGGCCAAACGCGGGCAAGUCGUCAUUGAUCAAUGCCCUGAUGAGGACUGUUGUUUACGAAAGUCGGCGUCUCGUAUCCUCAAAGCAGUCCUCUGCGACCCCUGCCGACCUGCCUCCAAAAGCGCAUUUGGACAUCCAUUCUGCGGGUGUGAGCACAAUACCGAACUUCACUCGCCAACCCCAGCAAUACGAUAUAAAGGGCAAGAUCAUCCACGAUGUGCCAGGCUACCGCACAUCAAAGUCCCAUACUUUCGAUUUUAAUAGCAUGAUACAGAAAGAUUACCUGCUUCGUCUGCGAAAAUCUGACUCGAAAACAUAUUUGACUAAGAAGUACACUUCAAUCAAUGGCACUGAAUCUGGACGCUGCUACACGGUGGGGGGGCUAUUCUAUUAUGUACCUCCCGCGCAGACCAUAAACCAGGUCACUAGAUAUAUGCCUGGAGAUCCGCAAAAAUUCCAGAGUAUUGAUAAAGGCCUUGAGGUUGUCAGAGAUGUCUACUCUGACCGUUGGGAUAAAGAAACAGGCUCGCACCCUCUUGCAGAAUACAUACACGUGAAUCCGGCACUAGGCGACAAAAAUUCAUUUGUUCGGCAUGUUAUACCUCCAUUUCAAGGCACAAUAGAAAUUGUAAUGAGAGACGUUGGCUACCUGCGAGUGGUCGCAACGGGUAGUUUCAAAUUCUUAGGUCUCCACGAGAUCUGGGUGCCUAAAGGUAUUGAAGUUUCUGUCCGAGAGCCUUUAACGGAUGUGUUCAGGACGACCAUUGAAGCUUAUCGUGACUCCGGAUCGGUUGCCAACGUGGCUCAAAUGAUCAUAAAGAGGCCUUACAUCUCGAGCACUUACCCAAUGGCCCACAACGAAACAGAUCCGCUUGCUAAGAUGCGCGAAAUGUAUUUGGAAAGAACGGCUUCGAAUCUUUCUGCGCGUAGACUUAUGAAUAGAGAUCCACUAGAACUUAUUUCUCAGAAGCAAAAAGAACGAGUAAACCUUUAUUGGCAUUAUUGCUGGUGA